Messenger RNA from Aspergillus homomorphus CBS 101889, 791 nucleotides. RefSeq lists its product as uncharacterized. The record is from RefSeq and is a predicted model, not a curated record. Bases 116 to 547 code for a protein of 143 amino acids. The transcript has a single exon. Lineage: Eukaryota; Fungi; Ascomycota; Eurotiomycetes; Eurotiales; Aspergillaceae.
CGCCCACGAGAAUGGUCUCCGAGUCGGAAUCAUCCUCUGCCUUCUCUCAGGGGUGAUCUACCCUUUCUACGGGAUUGGUAUCAGCAACCUCCUAGCCACAAUCCCAGGAGUCAACAUGGUGAUGGUGAUGGCCCAGGCUGCGACGGGGGUGGCCGUGGGCCUCUGCUUCAUGUCUUGCGCCGUCUUCCUUAGCCCUGUCAGCUUUCGCCCAGACCGAGACCCGGCCCUAAUCCAGCUCCUCAGCGACCUGGGCUGGCUCUACUACAUGAUGUUUCUCCCGAUGCUAUAUCUCCAGGAUUUCCUGAUCACCUCGAUUAUCCUGUCGGACCGCCGCGAACAGCCUCUCAUUCCCCGCUGGAUGGCGUGGAUCAACUUUGUCCUGCCGCUGGGCUGGUUCGGAGGUCUCGGCGUGCACUGCGCUCACUCCGGCCCCUUCGCUUGGAACGGCGCCAUCACCUUCUGGCUGGCUACCGCGUGCUAUGUCGUCCAGAUCGUCAUCAAUAUUCCCGUCUACUGGGUUGCCGCAGGCAAGAUUCCGCAAAGCUAGCUGGGGUUAUGGUUCGAAAUCUCAUUCCCAUGGACUUGCUUGUUCUUCUUGGCAGGUUAGACCUGAUAUCGUGAGCGAGGGCGCCGGUGGGGUGGGGGGAAAGGGGAAGACAUUAAUCAUCAUGUGGCUGGAAAGUGUGGGCCGUGCUGCGUUCGUGUCUGUGUAUAUAGCUUGUUCCCGACUCUUCAUGCAGAUUAACCUCGCACGGACACUUUAAGUGCACUUCCCCAGUGGCGAAUCGUCC